AUGGCUGGCGUCUGGUGCUGGGUCGCCGCCUCGGUGUGGGCGCUGACCGCUGCGGUAAGUCCCCGGGCCGUGGCUCCGGCCACUCCGGUGGCCAGGGUGACUCUCCUUAGGCUGUCGCGCAGUCAGGACGGGCCGGUAUGGCGCUGGGCGAGGCUGGGUCCUUACACCCACCAGAGGCUUUCCAAAUCUGCAACUGAGAUUUUAUUUCGCUUUUCCGAAGAGAAGCGGGGGCCAGGGGCUACCGAUAGCAGAGGUGCCGGGAGGCGGGGGGUCGCCCAAGACCUCGUGGAGGGGAGAAGGAGAAGGGAGGGGAGGGGAAUCCUUCUGGGGCUGAGGACGCAACCCAAUUUGAGAUCCCAAAACUCGCCCACCCCCACUGCCUUCCUGUCACUGCCCUUCAACCGCCGAACGCAGAGAGCUAAGGCGGCGUCCAAGCCGCAGGUGCUGAAACCCGGCUCGGUCCGACCACCGGGUGGUGUCUUCGCCCGCAUCAACGCCACUUUCAGGGCCCGUUCGCGGGAGGGAGGAUGCGGCUUGGAGCCGAGUUGGCUCGGAGGGAAAGGGGCGGCGUUAGAAGAAGAGGAGCGGGGGAGGAAGGAACAUUCCAGGUCCUUCUGCCGACGGGUCGCCGGCCUCGUGCACCCGGAAUGCGACUUCCUCGCCGAGCUGAAAAGGGGCGAGCGUGCAUGUCUGGAGGCUCCCGGGGAGCUGGAGAACGGCAGCGUCGGCUGCCCGACGGCGUGGGACCGUCUGCUGUGCUGGCCGGCCGCGAGGCCCGGGGACACGGUCACCUUGUGGUGCCCUGAUUUCUUCCUCCACUUCAGCGCGGAGCUGGGGUCAGUGGGAAGAAAUUGUACGGAGAGGGGCUGGGCUGAGCCCUUCCCGCCCUACGCUGUUGCCUGCCCCGUGGACCUGGAGGCCCCUAUUGGAGAUCGGGCUUACUUCUCCACGGUCAAGACCAUCUACACGGUGGGCUACAGUGUGUCCGUCACCUCCCUGACCGUCGCCAUCGGGGUCCUGGCGGCUUUCCGGAGGCUCCGCUGCCCCAGAAACUUCAUCCACAUUCAGCUGUUCCUCACCUUCAUCCUGAAGGCCGCCGCCGUCUUCUGCAAGGACGCCGUCCUCUUCCAACAGGAAGACGUGGACCACUGCAACUUCUCUACGGUGGGAUGCAAAGUGACCGUAACGCUGGGCCACUACUUCACGAUGACCAAUUUCACCUGGCUCCUGGCCGAAGCCUUGUACCUCAGCUGCCUCCUGGUGUCGUCCUUUCCCAACGGUCCACGGCGCUAUCUGUGGCGGCUGGGCCUCUUCGGCUGGGGAUUUCCAACGGUUUUCAUUACCGCGUGGGUGAUCUCCAAGCUGUACCUGGAGGAUACUGAGUGUUGGGACGUGAACGACAACUCUCCAUCGUGGUGGAUCAUCAAGGGACCCAUUGUCUUCUCGGUGGGGGUGAACUUCCUGCUUUUCCUAAACAUCGUCCGGAUCCUCCUGAAAAAACUGGACCCGCGACACAGCAACUUCAACAACUCCAAGAAUUACAGACGCCUGUCCCGUUCCACGCUGCUCCUCAUCCCGCUCUUCGGGACUCACUACAUCGUCUUCAACUUCCUCCCGGACUGGGCCGGCCAGGGCCCGCGGCUCUACCUGGAGCUGUGUGCUGGUUCCUUCCAGGGUUUCAUCGUGGCAGUGCUCUACUGUUUCCUGAACCAAGAGGUGCAAGCGGAACUUGGACGCCUCUGGAGAGGGCACAACUAUGGGCCGAUGCCUGUGCAGAGGGCCAGGGUCCGGUGGACCUGGCCAUCCAGUUCGGGAGCCAAGAUGACCACAUCAGUGUGCUAGCAGGCCGUCCCUGCUGCUCCUUCCUGCUAGAGACAGCUGCCAACAUCAUCUCCCUGGACAGAGGAGAAAGUCUACGCCCCACCCCACCCCCAGCCUUUCCCUCCACAUCUUUCAGCAGUGAGUACCCCCCUGGACCCACGGUAGACUGGGAGGCCAGGCUCAGUCCCAGCUCUGGCCUGCUGUGUGACCUUUGGCAAGUCACUCUACCUCCCUGGGGCUCUAUUUCCUCCUCUGCACAAUGAAGAAUAAGGUGAACAUCUUCAUCCAGCUCCGCAGGAAUGUUGUGAGGAUAAAAUAGCAUAUUGGUGUGAA
Molecule: messenger RNA, 2154 nt
Organism: Tachyglossus aculeatus (Australian echidna)
Lineage: Eukaryota; Metazoa; Chordata; Mammalia; Monotremata; Tachyglossidae
Gene: GHRHR
Product: growth hormone releasing hormone receptor
Exons: 16
Coding region: 1-1842 (613 amino acids)
Biological process (GO): positive regulation of cell population proliferation; adenylate cyclase-activating G protein-coupled receptor signaling pathway; cell surface receptor signaling pathway
Cellular component (GO): plasma membrane
Molecular function (GO): growth hormone-releasing hormone receptor activity; growth factor binding; peptide hormone binding
Source: RefSeq, a predicted model, not a curated record